This is a messenger RNA of Mycena citricolor, 2452 nucleotides long. Lineage: Eukaryota; Fungi; Basidiomycota; Agaricomycetes; Agaricales; Mycenaceae. The record is from the annotation of a GenBank genome assembly.
AUGGUCUCCUCUAUUAUUCUUCUACUCUUGCCGGCUACUCUCGUUGUUGCGGACAACCUUACACCUCAAAGCAUUGCCUCGCAAUUCAGUCUGACAACGAGGCAAGCUGCGCUCGAAACCUCGGCUAGAGGCGUGCCAAUAAUGAUCCAAUCUCACAGCACCGUCUUGCCCUUCCCCACCGCUACGCUGAGCAGCACUGAUGCAGAAUCUUUGCUGGUUUCCCAAUGGUCUCUGGACAAAGACCGUCUGCAGAACGGGGCCGAAGAUCUCUCAUUCGUAGACGAUCCGUUCCCCAACAAUCCUGCACCGGGCGUUUCCUCGAGCUCCGGUCCUGUGCUGCAGGUGACAUACCCUGCUGGCAGCUUCUCCGGUGCAACGGGCGGUGCUCAAUUUUACAAUAUAUGGCAAACGACCAAUUCCAGUGGCUUCCAGUCGAUGCUGCUGACAUACGAAGUGGCCUUUGAUGCGGGCUUUGACUGGGUCAAAGGCGGCAAACUGCCUGGACUACGAGGGGGCACCAAUGCGACGGGAUGCAGUGGAGGACAGCAGUCGGAUGGGCUGAGUUGUUUUAGUUCCCGACUCAUGUGGAGACCCAACGUUUAUGCUUACAUUCCCGAACCUAACAACCUCUGCUCCGAGAAGUCCAUCACGUGCAACUCUGACUUUGGGAUAUCCAUUUCUCGGGAUCGUUCACUUUCACAAGCGGAGCGUGCCUGGAAUCAGGUCACGCUUCUGGUGCAGUUGAACAAUCCCAUCAAUGUGGCGAAUGGGAAUAUCGAAUUAUAUCUGAACGGAGUCAAAGCCUUGGCACAGCAGGACCUGCAGAUCCGGGCGGCCAACAGCGUCACGGCUGGGGGCAUGUACUUUUCCACCUUUUUCGGGGGCUCAGACUCGAGCUGGUCGACUCCGACGACGACCCACACCUAUUUCCGCAACUUCCAGUUGUUUGGAGGCUACAACCCGUCGACUUUGACCGGUGCAACCGUCAAAAGUUCGGCGUCCCGACGCGACCAAUCAGCCAUGUCGUAUCGUGCUGCCACCGAAGAGCGCAGAUGGAACAGCAUUUCGCAGAAAAUGGAAGGAUUCCAUAAUUAUUUCAAGCAAGAAUUCAAUACGAUAUACGAGCUCGCAGAUGGAUCCUUCACACAACGCGGCCUCAGUCUGAGCCUCUUCCUGCAGAUGGCUACGCGUUUGAACCAUCGCAAGUGCCCAGAUCCCAUCCCCGAGGUCACUGCUCUGACCCGUGCUCCAGACUUGACGAUGCACCACACGAUUGAGGAAGCACACAUCUUCCCCAUCCUGGCCACGAAGAUGCCGCAGUUCUCGACAGAAACGGAACAUGCCCACAUUGAUUCCCACAAGGGAAUCCACGAUGGGCUGGAGGCGCUGGGAGAACUCGUCCAAAAGUACAAGGCCGAGCCCUCCAGUUAUUCACCGUCGGAAUUGCGAGCCUGUCUGGAUGGUUUCCGUGAUGUCAUGUUCAAUCACCUAGACGAGGAAGUCAACGACUUGAGAGGAGAUAAUAUGAAGAAGUACUGGACUUUAGAGGAGCUAGAUCUUAUACCCAUGUAGCUUGACGCGCGCUUAUCAGAUUAGAUGUGAGCAUAAUUAGCGAGUAUGUCUGAUUAGUAUUUGUGACUCAGACUCAGAGAGCCUGGCUUUACUCACCAUGUCUGCUAUCCAGCCUCGUCCUGAGGAGAAUCCAACCUCCAUUCCCGCCGGCCCUUCGCUCCAACCCACUUCCUCUCAUGAGACGCUGCCCUUGUAUUCACAAGACGAGGACCGCCGCAGAUCUCUAGAAGACGCGGCGACGCCCCUCCCUCCAGGGUGGUUCUGUCACUUAGACGAGCACACAAAACACCCUUACUAUGUACUUGCCAUUCCAUUCAAGCUCGGGCAGCUGGAAUACUGACGCGCCCAGGUGGACAUGAACAGCAGCCCCCCUCGUUCGGUGUGGCAACAUCCUCGAUACGACGCUGAAGAGGCAGCGCUGGCGCCUGCGUACGCAUCGCCUGGACCGCAGCCCAAGACCGUUCUCGGCAAACUGAAGGCGAAAUGGAAAGCCGAGCUCGAGGAAGAGAAGAAGCAGAAAGAGACCCAGCGACGCGAAAUCCUGGAGAGGUAUUCCGCCAGACGCGCGCAGGUGCUUGAAGAGCUCGUCAAAGACGGGAACCCCGGCCUGAGCGACUAUGUGGGACCCCCGCCGUCGCCGUAUGGGGGUGUUUACCGGGGUCUGACUCCCAGAUUAGCUCGGAAUCUGGGCGGAUGGCUGGCAUAGCCUCGAUUGUGCAAAUUACAUGUGGCCUUAUGAUACAACACAAGUAGUGGUGUAUACGAAUCAUUACGGAGCGUCUCGUUCAAGUUCAUCCGCGGUCGGCUGGUGCUGUGUCUCAAUCGCCGGAUCCGUCCACGGCACAUGCAGGACGCCCAUCUCAAAGUACGGCCUCUCCGG